GCUUGAGCCACACUAACCGAUAUAUUGGACUAUCAGAUUUCGUUCAUUAGAUCAUAAUUGUCUCCGCUUUAAUAUAUUUGUGUCGUAUCCUUUCAUGUUUUGGACGCGAUAGUUUGUUUUACAGCGUUGGUUUAGCUAGUUAAUCUACAUUACCGAAACGUACCAACAUUAGACUUACAGUAGCAAGGUUAUGUUUAAAUUACGAACCGCUCUCUUCCGCAUAUAGACAUAGUAAGAGUGCAUAUAGUGAAACAAAAACUCUGUACCUAGUGCAGUGCCUGACUUUAGGAACUGUGUUGUUUUAUAAUGCGCUAGAAGUGGACGUGUGAGGGGAUAUCAACAUUUGUCCAAGAUGGCGGACAUAUACCACGAUGACGCCGCUGCUAUACGGAGCUACCUUAAGCUCUCAGACGAUGAGAACGUCAUCACCAAGGAAAGAUUCACAGAACUUUUCAGAGAUCUCAGUAUGACGUCAUUGGAGCUAGACGCCAUUUUUGACGCCCUCGACACUGACGCAGAUGACGCAAUAUCUUUGGACGACCUACUAAAACACUACAACCGACCGGUCCUAUUUGCCGGAAAAAGUGCGGACUUGACCUCUGAGAGCGUUGACUCAGGAGAGACGCGGACCAGGCGACUCUCCCUUGCCAGUUCUGAGAUUUUGGACUCUAUUGGCGACGACGAGGCUCCGGAGAGCUGGGACCUGUCGAGGAACCAGCUGAGCCCGUACACCGAGGAGCCGGUCCGACGGCCGAGAAGCCGCGAGUCCAGGCACCGGAACCUGGCUAUCACGCCGAGCGACGAUUCUGGUAACUAUGGCGACAGCUCGGCCACAAACACCCCCUGUGAGGAGGACUCUCUGUAUUCCUUCAUUCUCACCCAGUCGGACGUCGAGGUGACCGACUGCCUGAAGCAAGACAAUCGCCGCAGUCCGGUACAGCCGGACAAAGAGCGGCUGUCGCUCAACUUUGCCAGCCAGAGGAGGCGUGGUCUCAGGUCGCCCAGCGACAAGAGGCUGGCGUCAGACAACAGUAUGGCGUCAUCCGAUGACGCCUCGCCCAACGGUCGUACCCCUCGACCUGGCUCCGAUAGUCCCAGGCUAUCACGGGUCAAGACCCCGACCCCCGCCACUAAACAAGACAAACCGGAAAUGCCCGAGGCAGAGCUGGGAUUUUUGUCCCCAUCCAGCCAAGAGCAAGUUUGUGAACUGUACCAAAACUUACAUAGUGUUGACAAACCGGAACUAGUAUCACAGUUUGAGAGUAUUCUGUUGAACGUUAUCAACGACGUACGACAAUACCAACUCGAAAAUGAACGACUUGAAAAAACGUACAGAAGAGAGAAAGAUGAACAUGACAAACAUUUACGUAGACUGGAGGAGGAAAUGGAACAGCAAGUUCAGAGUGUGGAGGAGCGGGUUCGGAAACAGGAGAAAGAAAGACUAGAAUCAGAGAAGUUGGAACUUAGGAACCAGCUUGACUCAGAAAUCAUAAUGCUACAGAUGAACCUUAAAAAGCUAACACAGGAUGGUGAGAACAAAUUGGACAAGAAUCAAGAAGAACAUCUUCUAAAUUUGAAAAAAAGAUUAGAAGAAAUUGCCUCAGAAAAUAGAAUGUUAAAGUCUGAACUAACUGACGCACAGACAAACUUGGCAUUGAUACGAAGUCAAAUGUCCACAGUCAAACAGCAGUUGGAUGAGAAGAAUUAUGAACUAGAGAUUGAAAACAAAACCAUUGAGGAUUAUGUUAAUGAGCAAGACAAGCUUCGGCGUCAGCUGCAGAUGUUACACGAAGCCAAUAAAAACUUGCUGGACACCAAUGAUAAUUUACGCGAGAUGUUGGACUCCUCGCCAAAUGGGACAACAGGCUACAAGAGACAAGCCUCCACCGAUUUUGAGCUGGGGGCAUUGUACAAAUCUGGAGCCAGUGCUAAAAGUAAUCGCAGUCUGUCGCCCAACUUCCCGAGGAAAGGUUCUGUCAUGAGUGACUAUGUUGACAUCCAUCCAGGGAACCGCCCUCUACUAGAGUCUGGCAUGAUGCCCAGAUUUUUGACGGAGAGCUGCGACGAUGACAAUAUGGCUGAGGAUCUAGGUGACCAUCCUGUUUUACUUUCUCCCGAUAGUGGUCACUCAACUUUACGUGACUUGAAUGAUGCUAAUGAUGACACAGAGCUGGACAGUGUCAGUGUGCAAAGUGACAUAAGACGCAGCCGUCGCCAUAAGAGAUUGAGAACAGGUCUGCGAGUUCAAGAGGAAGAGGAGCCUGAUUCCCAUGAUGAAGAAUCUGACACUGAACACAAUGGCCUGGAUUCAUUUCGGCUGCCCAGUGACCAUAAAAGGUCCCCUUCUGUUGGCAGCAGGGGAUCCAAUCGUAGUCAGAAAUCUCUGAACAGGGAGGAGUCAAUACUCAGUCAGUCGUCCAAAUCUAGCCGGGGCUCCAUGAGAAGACAGCUUCCUCCAGUUCCUAGAAAAGAUGUUGCAUUAGCCACCAAAGUAUCCAAGGAACCAGAGCGCAUGUACAAGAUAGUUUUAGCUGGAGAUGCAGCUGUGGGCAAGUCUAGCUUCAUUGUCAGGCUGUGCAAAGGAAAGUUUGUUCCCAAUCUCAGCUCCACACUAGGUGUUGAUUUCCAAACUAAAAUGCUGGAUGUGGAUGGUCAUCCAACAGCUCUGCAACUCUGGGAUACAGCUGGACAAGAGAGGUUUCGUAGUGUGGCAAGGACAUAUUUUAGACGAGCUGAUGGUGUUUUGCUGUUAUAUGACGUCACCUAUGAGAGAUCUUUCUUGAAUCUAAGAGACUGGGUAGAUGCUAUUGAGACAAAUAGCAAGGAAGGUGCCUUAAAGAAAGUUCCAAUCAUGUUGGUGGGAAACAAAACAGAUGCCAGACCUGAGCUGGAACUUCAGGGCAGGAGAGUGGUUAAACAUGAUGAUGGUGUGCGCCUAAGUCGAGAAAUUGAUGCUCUGUUCAUUGAGACAAGUGCCAAGGAUGGGGCAAACAUUACAGAGGCUGUCAUAGAAUUAACAAGAUUAUUGCGGACAAAUGAGGACAUGGAGGUGAAAACUGUAGGGAUGCAGUUACAGGAGAUGAAGGAUAAAAAAUCUGGCUCCUGUUGCAACAGAUCCUAAACUUUGUGUUCAAACAGACAUUAAGUGCCUGAUACAGUAUGUGUGAAACAAUUUUGUUUUAGUUAUGUUUUAAUUUUAUUUUGUAUAUGGUGAAACUUCACACACAUUGGGGCCUUCAUUGUACAUACCAUACAGAAGUUAAUUUAUUUACAAGUGAGAUAUUUAUUUUACAAGUGUAUAAACUGUACAUUGUAAUAAGUGAUGAAGGGUACAGGUGGAACUUAUGCAACUUUUUAAUUGUUUAAAAUGUACAUAGUGCUUUAGGACUACUUGCAAUGUUGUUUAAGCUAUUAAUAGCAUAAUAAUAUUGUGAGUAGGAGAUUCUUUACUAUACAAUUGUUUUAAAUUAUUCUAAAUUAUUUUUAAACUGACUGUGAUUAAGGCUGUACAAAAUCUGGUUCCUCUGAAAAAUUUCUCUCAAUAACAUUUGUAAUAACCUCUAGCUAUGAUGAUUAGAAUAUAAAAAUAAGGUGGUGUUGAAAGACCAAAAUUAAUUGAAAUUACAAUUUAAAUGUAUAAAUACUACUUUAUUUUAAAUUAUUGAUUUAAUUUAAAACAUCACAUUUAUUUUAAAAUUCAGCAAACUGUGGAGGGCUAAUAUUUACUAAUGCCAUUAAUUAUUAUAAAAUGUAUGUACAUAAGAAGUACAAAUGUAUUAGCAGGGUUCAACAUUGAAAUUAGCCAAAAUAAUUUUUUACACCUUUUUAAACCACUCACCAUCAUUCCACAACUGUUCUAUUUAGAAUAUGCAACCAUGUUGCAGUAAAGGUAGUUGUCUCAUUCUUGUUAUAGUGUUAUAUAUUAAUGUUUUAUAACAGGUUAAAACUUGUAAAAGUGCAAUUACACAACAGUUUCAGUUAAAAUUGUUUUAUUUUAAAAUUGUAAGCAUUAUGUUUUGUUGUCAGAAAUCUUUUGUUCAUUGGACACACCUUCAACAAUUUAUCUUACUUGUCUUUCAUUCAUUUUUUAAUGUUUUGUUAUCAUUUGAUUUUGUAGUCAGUACAGUGAAUUGCAUUGUAAUUUAUUGUUUUAAUGUAAUAUUAGCUGUUCAAGUAGUUAUCAUUCUUAAUAAGCAUAUAAUUAAUAAUUUAAUUAUAUUUUAAUAAAACUUUAAGAAAAAAUAAUACACAACUAGAUUGUUGGUAAUUGUUGUCAGACAAGCUUUAUAAAAUAGUUGGUAUUGUUGAAGUGCCUUUCCACUGAUUAAGUAUUUAAGCUUAAUUAUUUUAUUUUACUAAGGGUAUUUUUAAAAAUUUCUCUGACUUGUGUUCAUCCAAUAAAGCAAUUCCUUGUGUUCAGUAUGAAUCUCAUUCCAGUUCAUCAUUAAAGCAUUUAAUUUAUUUGUUUAAGUUUUCUUCAUUAUUUUGAAAAAAAUACAUUAGCAUUUCGCUUUACUUAUAAUGAAUCCUAAAUCUUGGUUUACCCAAAGAUUUAGAUGUCAUUUGUAUAUUGAGAUGCUAGGAAUGUUUUUACUUCUACUUCAACAUGAAAAUGAAAUUAUUCUGUUGCUGUUAAUCUUGGAUGGAUCGAUACUAUAAUUUUGUGUUGCUAUUACAAUUGGAUGGAUGUAAUUUUUGCUCAUUUAAAGGUUGUAAAAUAAUACAAUACUUUAAAUUGCUUUUUACUUUUCAGUUAAAAGAAAUUAUAAACUAAAUUUUCUUACAAUGCUUUUAAAAAUAUUUUCUGUACCUUUAAGUAGGCCUAUAGGGUCAGAUCUUAUCAAAGCUAUAGCCUAAGUUGCUAGUACAAUAACCUAAACAGUGAUAUUGGCAGGUAAUAAACCAUUGUAAGCCUAUGGUACAGAUUUCUUUGUUGCCAUUUAUUUAGUGUAACAUUUUUCUUAGAAAUUAAGCCCUAAUUUAAAGUAUUAUACAUUUUUAUUAUGUUUCAUCUCAUGUUAACUUCUAGAAUAUUAUUUGUUAAGUUACCAUAUAUACUCUUUCUGAAGCUCACUCAACUUCCCCCCCCCCCUCCUCCAAUCACCACUAAACUGUUGUUUUCAAUGAAGAUGAGAAGAGACCUACCCAGAAAUUUUAUCUGACCAGCUGUUAAGCCCAAGUCACUUACAUUUAGCUAAGCUACAUUUUUGAAAAUCGUGAGCUAAUGGAUAAGUGUGUAUGGUGACAACAUUAAUAACAUUCUGUAUUUUAAGGAAACCUUUUGUUGGUGUUCUUAUUAUUUUUAAUGUGCUGGACAUGUUAAAAGUAAUUUUUUGUUUCUUAUCUUCUUGCUACUAUUUUUUAAAGAUGUCAUUAUUUCAUAUAACACUAGAAUAAUCUGAAAUGUUUUAAAAUAUCAAUUUGCAUUUAAACUGUUGAUUUUAUGUGAAAUGUUUUUUUUUUAUUUACAUUUAAGUUUGCAGCAACGUUGUGCUUCCCUCUCAUAACAUUUUAACUGAUUAUCCUAUGAGGCAGAAUCUUUGUUAAAAUAAGUUCUAAUAUUUAUUUUAAACAAUGCAUUAUUCCCUUUGUUAAAUUAAUAUAAUGUAGCCUUUUUGUCAUUAUCAUUAAUGUUUUUAGUUGAAGAGCUUGUUUUAUCAACAACUUAUUAAUUGAAAUUAUGAAAUUCCAUACAAAUCACAUUCCCCUGCCAAAAUUAAACCUACCAUAUCUUGAUUUACAGAUGCAGCUACCAUUCUUUUUUAUAUUAAUUUGUUUAAAUGUUUGUAGUUAAUUUUCCUGUUUUACUUACAAAAUUUUGACCUACUUUUAGCAUUGCUUGUCUAGACUAAAAUAUCCUUUUUUGUAAAAAUGGUAAUUUAAAAAUAGUAACUAGUUAACCUACCUGUUUAUAAUAAAACAAAACUAACCUCAAAAAUAGUUAAUUACCAUUCUUUUAUUGCUGUGAAGAAAACAAUGAAUUAAACCAAAACAGAAUAUUGUAGAUACUUUGUACUGCUGACUUUACAAAUGUACCAUUAUGCAUCUUCAAUAUCAAUUAAACUUCAGCAACUACUGCUACACUGUUGUCAUUGUGCUCUUCUUGUUCGGUGUUUCCUGAGUCGUUUAACGUUAUUGUAGCUAUUUUCUGUGGGGGCGUGGUCUGGUGGUAGAAAACACAUUUACUGACCACAUUCAAAUAGCUCCUCUCACCCCCCAUAUCCACACUACAAGGUGUGGCGCCUAGUGAGGCCAGGUCUGGCACCUGGUGAGGUGACUAAAACCAGGCGGACCCAUCAGUCGAGUGGCUGGUUCAAAAAGUUCAUCCAGUGGCUGGUUCAAGAAGUUCAUCCAGUGUAGUUUCAAGCCAGUUCAUGAGAGAAGUUUUUAUUUUCUUACUUAACAGAGAGAGUAGCAGUGUUCUAUAUUCUCUUUCUGUUCACCUAACUAGUGUCCAAAUCUACUUCUCAUCUACCCCCCUCCCUAUCACUUACACUCUCUGUCACUGAUCGGAGCAAUCUGGUUCAGUUUGUAAAUUCUAAUGGCCAAACUUUAUAACAUUUUGUAAUACAAUUUUACUUGGUAAAUGGAAUUCUUUUUAGUUUAUCAACAAACAUAAACAAAAACUUUACAUGAUGCAGUUUUCUCUAUAGUAAAUCUGCUGCAGAGUCCUCAAAAAAAGAAUGUACACACAAAACUUACACCACAACUCACUACAUUCAUCAAAUGUUUUCCAAACAAGUUUAAAUUAAUUUAUAGAGAUCAACAUUAGCUGAUAAAAUACCAAAUUUUUGCGAUAGAACCACAUCACAAGUUUGAUGUCUUUGAUGUGAUUGACCUUCACACAUUUCGCUCUGUUUCGCCUUUGUGAAGGAAAUUAACCACAGUUUAAAUUUUAUGCCAAUUUGCCAUUGAACUAUUCUGUCUUUUAAAAUAACUAGUGAUUUAGUCUAGAAAAAUUAAAGAUAGAAUACAAAGAGUUGAAAUAUUUCUCUGCCAGUGGCAGAAUAUAGGCGGCAGGUGUUAAGUUAAUUUGUAACAUCAAAUAGUGAGUAUAUUAAGUGAUAGAAUCAAAUAUUAUUUAAAAUGCCAUACUUGACAAUGGGUCAUAAUAUUUCCAAAUACAAAUGAGCACUAAAAUAUAAAACCCACUUUAAAAAAAUAUUCUUAGAUUUAAAGUUAUUUUUGUUAUAGUUUGGGCAAACUCUGUUGGCAGCUUUUUUUUAAUGUUAAAGGCAAAAGUUUACUCAAUUUCUAAUUUGUCUAGUAAUUAAAGCUCAGAUUUUAAGCUACUUGAUGUCAGAAGCAGCAAUAACCUCUGAUGUGUAAAAGACUUUUGGGGCCAAUUCUUUGAUUUUUUAUGCACAUUUGACAAAAAGAAAAAAAUUUCUAUCGAAGACUACAACUAAUAAAACACAAAAAAUAGCUGCAAAUGUUAAAUUUUUAAAUUGGUGUGUAAAUAAAUGUAGAUAAAUUAUACUAAAUCAAUAUACUUUUUAUCAUCUUUUUUAAAACUUCACUUUUCUCUUUUUUUACAACUUGCUUGUCCGGUAUUUUGACACUAAAAUAAACAUUUUGUUCAGACACAGCCA
Molecule: messenger RNA, 7592 nt
Organism: Physella acuta
Lineage: Eukaryota; Metazoa; Mollusca; Gastropoda; Physidae
Product: ras and EF-hand domain-containing protein homolog
Molecular function (GO): calcium ion binding; GTPase activity; GTP binding
Source: RefSeq, a predicted model, not a curated record